AUGCACAAGCGGGUCAAGGUGUGCAUCCGCGUGCGCCCUGCAUCGAAGGAUCAUGCAGGCAUUCAAGUUAACGAGCAUGAGAAGGUAUAUGUGUCUGCCGCACGUCUUGGUGCUGACGACGCGAGCGUCUUACUUCAGACCAUCAGCGUCGUCAACGAACCAAACGGCAACGGGACGUGCUUUCAUUUUGACGACGUCCUGGGCAGCCAGGUAACGCAAGAACAAGUGUAUCAACGCGUUGCGGCGGAAGCGGUCGAGAGCGUCAUGAACGGGUACAAUGGAACGGUCAUGGCGUAUGGUCAAACAGGUGCGGGGAAGACAUUUACAAUGUCUGGAGGCAAGACAUGUUUUGCGGACCGAGGCAUUUGCGCCCGAUCCAUCUCGAGUAUGUUUCAAGCCAUGCAAAACGACAGCGACCACUCGUACAGCGUUCGUGUGUCGUACAUCGAGAUCUACAACGAGCAAUUGUACGACUUGCUCGACUUUUCCGAAACGAGCCACAAAGACCUCGUCGUCCAAGAAAACGACAGAGGUCAAACGUUCAUCAAGGGAUUGUCAAAACCUGCCGUGGACAACGAAGGCGCGGCGCUCGACUUCCUUUUUCAAGGCGACACGAACCGCACCAUUGCCGAGCAUUGCCUCAACAGUGCCUCGACACGGUCCCAUUGCAUAUUCAGUUUGCACAUUGAAAAACGGAGCCGCGAGGCCACGUCUAGCCCCGUUGUCGAGAGCAAGCUCAACUUGGUCGAUUUGGCGGGCUCGGAGCGCAUGAAGAAGACGCAGGUGACUGGGACGAUGUUGAAAGAAACCAUGCACAUCAACAAGUCGCUUACGUUCCUCGAGCAAGUCGUGAUUGCCCUGGGAGAUCACAAACGAGACCAUAUUCCGUACCGGCAAACCACCCUCACAAAUAUCUUGAAGGACUCGCUUGGUGGAAAUUGCCGAACGCUUUUGAUUGCAUGCGUGUGGCCAGACGAGUCGCAAAACGACCAGACUCUCGCGACGCUCAAGUUUGCAACUCGCAUGAUGCGGGUCAAGACGUCUGCUAUCGUGAACGUGACGCAGGAGCAACAUCAACAGGCCAAGAAGUACUUGGACGAGAUCAAGCAACUCAAGGUGGAGCUUGCGCUGCAUGACUCGCUUGCAGGUCGAAGCCACGUUGUGUACGAUCCAGUAUCUCGCGAACAAGAGCUCGAAAUGAAAGCUGCGAUCAAGGCGUUCGUGGCUAGCGAUGGCUCCAGUGCACUGCCAGUGGUGAACUUUGUUCAAGUACAGACAUUGUUUCGACUUUUCCGGGAGGUCGCGAUCGAGUAUCGAGAGGGUCGCUUGCCAGUAACCACAGACCCGGCCAUCCUGCCGCCGUACUCGUCACAAUCUUCGUGUCACGAUGUCAUGUCCGAAAAUCAGCAAGAUUCCAGCGUUCCCAACCCUUUGCUACCGAUGGACAACCUCCUCGAGCCCAAACACUCGAACGACACCGCUGUCGCCGAUGCGGCGCUGUUGGACGAGUUCAAGGAACACGUGGCAGCGCAGUUGGAGGAAGCAAAGCAGAGCUUCCGAAAGGCCAAGAAGAAAGUCGUUCAAUGCGCCAACGACGUGAAUCUGGCCAAAAGCGAGAUCGAUACUCUGUCGAAAGAGCUCCAUGCUGUAUGCAACGACGUCGACCAGCGCGAGUUGGUGGGGCAACUCAAAGACGUGAAAAAGAAAUAUCGCACAGCAUUUGAAGCCCUCUCAGACGCCCAGGCGGAACUGAAUUAUUUAAAGAAGACCAAAGACCAACUCGUGGCGAGUGCUGCGACCGACUUUGACAUUUGGUACACGUAG
Aphanomyces invadans is the source of this 1824-nucleotide messenger RNA. RefSeq lists its product as hypothetical. The coding region runs from base 1 to 1824 and encodes 607 amino acids. The transcript is spliced from 7 exons. Gene Ontology annotation, molecular function: microtubule motor activity; microtubule binding; ATP binding. Gene Ontology annotation, biological process: microtubule-based movement; mitotic spindle organization. The record is from RefSeq and is a predicted model, not a curated record. Lineage: Eukaryota; Oomycota; Saprolegniomycetes; Saprolegniales; Verrucalvaceae.